This is a messenger RNA of Hydractinia symbiolongicarpus, 1352 nucleotides long. RefSeq lists its product as uncharacterized. NCBI's taxonomy places the organism in Eukaryota, Metazoa, Cnidaria, Hydrozoa, Anthoathecata, Hydractiniidae. The record is from RefSeq and is a predicted model, not a curated record. The coding region runs from base 16 to 1182 and encodes 388 amino acids. Gene Ontology annotation, biological process: calcium-ion regulated exocytosis; regulation of dopamine secretion; cellular response to calcium ion. The transcript is spliced from 2 exons. Gene Ontology annotation, molecular function: calcium-dependent phospholipid binding; clathrin binding; phosphatidylserine binding.
GAAGAUUCUAUAUGUAUGUUUCUUAGUGUAACAGCACAUCAAUGCCUACAAAAUGUGAAAUUACAAUUAAAGUCGGGUGGGGGAGAAACUUGUAGUUGUAACCGGCUGCUUGAACUUUAUGACGUCAUGCACACACAACAGAUCCGUGUCUUUUUAACAAGUCCCGAAUGGCUGUUGAUAUUGCUUGCAUCACUGAGCGUGACGUUGGUAAUCUUUGUGUUUAUCGUGAGUUAUUAUGUGUUAAAGCAUUGGUGCAGAACCCACAAGUACGACAAAAUUCGACCGCCUAAAAACUCUCGAUAUGUUCCGGGAAAAACAACUGCGUACUUCCAAGGAAACAAUGAGGCAUAUUACUCUUUUCUUCCGGUGACACACCCUACUACAAUACAGAGUAACACACCGUUAGUGAGAGCAUCAUUUAAACAGCGAUCAGGACCGAGUUCAAUCACCUCGCAGAACGCUUCGCAUUAUGGUAGACAAAAACUGUCCACAUUCGAACGAAAACAUCACAAUACACAGCAAACUGAUUUGAACCGAUGCAUCAGUAUGGAUGAUCGCUUGUUUCGGAGAUCGUUAGCGUAUGAUAAAACAGACAGUCCACCGGAAGAAAGUAUAGCUAGCAGUCGAAGAGAUAGCUUUAACGAUGCUUCCUCCAUCUAUAUAGAGAACACGCCAGAGCGAUCCCAAUCUGCGUACGUGCAUGCGCAUUUAAUGAACGACAGUGAGGCCACGGAUGUCAUGUCUGAACCUGUCGUGAGUUAUGAUCAGGAGCACUACUCAAUUGGAAGGAUUGAAUCGCCUGGUAUGUUGAGUUUCACGUUGGAAUACAUCCCGUCAGUACCAGAAUUACUAAUUACCGUGAAAAAUGGAAUUGAUCUGCCGUCGGCGACCGGAAACGCAGAAGGACGUGUGAACAGUUACGUCAACUUGUGCAUCGUUCCAGAGGAUUUCCUAUGGAAACGCACGCGGGUGGUGGAAAACGACCGCGAUCCAGUGUAUGCCGAAACGUUUCAAAUCCGUGACGUGUUGUACCACAAACUGAGAGAAUAUACACUUUGCUUUUACGUCAUGGACUGUCAUCCGGUUAUGGGAGAACGCGUAAUUGGGAAAAUAUUGUACCCUCUGUCCGAUUUAAGAGCAGAGCAGCUAGUCGAUGUGUGCAAAGGAUUAUCCCCUCCAUAAAAAAACUCAUAUUUAUAAUAAAAAUAUUUCAUUGUCGCAAAAUUAAAUUUCAAAUCUUUAAUUAUUUAUGUCUGCAGUUUGUAAAUGUGUUACUGAGUGCAUGUGUAUAUAUGUUUGUUGUUCUCUCACAGUGGUAAAAAUGUUAUAGAAAAAUAUAUAGUUAUGUUUCA